This is a messenger RNA of Linnemannia hyalina, 261 nucleotides long. The record is from the annotation of a GenBank genome assembly. Lineage: Eukaryota; Fungi; Mortierellomycota; Mortierellomycetes; Mortierellales; Mortierellaceae.
AUGAAAACGACAACAACGCCACCACCAAUACCACCAACGCCAACCAACGCCACCGAUGCCACCAACGCCAACACCACCAAUGCCAAGAUUCUUAGUGAAGUCGACAGGAGACUUCUCAACAUUCUUUGCCCUGCCUUCUCCAACAAGGAUUUGGUCGAACCCAGCAAGGAGGGAACAGACCAAGAGCCCGACAAGCCCGAAAGUCUCGAGGAACUCAGCGACAGUAUCGGCAAGAAAAACCACCAGACAUGGGAGGCAUAA